Paramormyrops kingsleyae is the source of this 4313-nucleotide messenger RNA. RefSeq names its product auxilin-like. The record is from RefSeq and is a predicted model, not a curated record. Gene Ontology annotation, cellular component: cytoplasm; postsynaptic density; intracellular membrane-bounded organelle. Gene Ontology annotation, molecular function: clathrin binding. Lineage: Eukaryota; Metazoa; Chordata; Actinopteri; Osteoglossiformes; Mormyridae. Gene Ontology annotation, biological process: synaptic vesicle uncoating; clathrin-dependent endocytosis.
GUCCGUGUUUUUCACCAUAUAUAUUGAGUUAAAAUCAACUCCGUUUUUGAAUUGUUGAUCUAUUAUAUAUUAUACAUAUUAUUAUUAUUAUGAGGACACAUCCGUUAUACUAUAAUAUGGAAGAGUGCGUAAGAAGCGGACACGCUCGCUGACCUUUGACUUGCCGUGAAUGACAAAGCAAAGGUCAGCAGCCUUGACAUCAGCUGCUGUCCCUGCGAUUCUGCGGCUGGAGACGCGGCGCACAGGACGACGAUGAAAGAAAGCUCUCAAAUAGCGGGUCAAGUAUAUCUGUGACUUCAACGGUGUGAGUUCAUCAGUGGUCAUCUUUGGAGUUCGACCCAAUUGCCAUAGCACCAUGGACAGCUCAGAUGCAGGCGGGCUGCUGGACAUGGUUAAGGGUGGGGCCGGCAAGCUGUUCAGCAGCUUUAAGGACAACCUGAAGGACACCCUGAAAGACACUUCAACAAAAGUUAUGCACCAAGUUGCAACUUAUGCAAAAGGAGAACUGGACAUUUCCUACGUCACCUCACGUGUUAUAGUAAUGUCAUAUCCUCCCGAGGCCAUGGAGGCUGGCUAUAGGAACCAUAUCGAGGAUGUACGUUCAUUCCUCGACUCUAGGCAUACGGACCACUACACAGUCUUCAACCUGUCACCGAGAAGUUACAGAGGAGCCAGGUUUUCGAACCGGGUGUCUGAGUGCAACUGGCCGGCCAGACAUGCCCCGAGUCUCCACAACCUCUUUGCCGUCUGCAAGAACAUGCACCACUGGCUGCGCCAGAACCCCAAAAACGUCUGUGUCAUCACCUGCACGGAAGGAAGAGCGCCCCCUGGUGUUCUGGUCUGUGCCAUGUUCUGCUUCUGUCAUCUCUUCAACAACCCCGUACCUGCAAUGCAGCUGUUUGGUGCCAAGAAACCUGGAGCAGGCCUCUGGCCCUCACACAAACAGUACGUUGGCUACAUGUGCAGCAUGGUGUCGGAGAACCCUAAGCUGCCCCACUGCAAGCCCUUGGUCAUCAAAGCCGUCACCAUGGCUCCCGUUCCCUGCUUCAACAAGCAGCGCACUGGCUGCCGUCCCUACUGCGACGUCCUCGUCGGCGAUACCAAGACCUUCUCUACCGCGCAAGACUAUGAGAGGAUGAGAGAGAACCGGGUGCAGGAGGGGAAAGUGGUCUUCCCCCUUGGUGUGAAUGUUCAUGGGGAUGUGGUGGUCUCUGUGUUUCAUAUGAGGUCUACCAUCGGAGACAGGCUCCAGGGCACGGUGACCAACACUCAGAUAUUUCAGAUACAGUUCCACACUGGGUUCAUCUCUCCAGGCACGACAGUCUUGAAGUUUACAAAGCCGGAACUAGACGCCUGCGAUUCGCCUGAGAAGUACCCCCAGCUGUUCCACGUGGUGCUGGACAUCGAAGUGGAAAGCACAGACAAACAGGUGGACCUCACCCCCCCUUGGGAGCAGUUCCCCAGCAAGGACCUGAGUCCCAACAUCCUCUUCUCCUGCUAUCAGGAGCACCAGGAUGCCCUGGCCAUCGCAGGAAGGGGAAAGGCCUGUGCGGGUCCAGACAGCCACACGGGGCCGGCCAGCGUGGACAGCGAGCCCUCUGACGACGAGAUGUUGACCCUGUCUGGCCAGAAGGCUAACGCUGGCCAGAAGGCUAAUGACUCCCAGGCUGCAAGCAAGGGCAAGGAGCCAGAGGCCCCUCCCCCUGAGGCCCCUCCCCCAGUGGAAGUAGACCUCCUGGGUCUCGGCGAUGGUCCUGGGGACCAGGCCUUCGCCUCCUCCCAGCCCCCAAAGCAGCCCCCGACAAACACCGACCUCCUGGGUGACCUCUUUGGGGCUGACUCUGGGUCCACAGAGUCCCCCCCCCAAAAGACGGUGCCCCCCGCCUCCCCCGGUGUCUCCCCGUGUCCCAGCCAAGGUUUCGAUCCGUUUGGGUCUGGCACGACUGUGCAGGAACCGAAGGGGCCAUUCCUGGACCCAGGCCGGACGUCGCCAGCGCCCCCCACCACCCCGACCGUCAACGUCCAGCAGCAGAACCUGAUGGGCGGCUGGGAGUGGAACAGGCCACCUGCUGCAGGAGGUUUUGGGAUGGGAAGCAAAUCAGCCAGCACCAGUCCCACAGGCUCAGCCCACAGUACGCCUACUCACCAGCCCAAACCCAAUACUUUGGACCCCUUUGCUGAUCUGGGAGCACUGGGAGGGGGGUCUGGGUUUUCCAGUAAGCCCACCACCCCCACCACUUCCGCGGGUGCCUUCCCACCCAUGGCAUCCCCGCAGCGGCCCCCUUCCCAGCCCGCAGCGGGCAGCGGCGGUUGGCAGUCCUCCCGGCAGCCAGGGGGCGCCUCGCAGUGGCAGCCCCAGUCUUCCCCGCAGCACCGGCCCAACUACAACGUCAGCUUCUCCACUGCAGCCGGCGCCCCUAGUGGUAAUGGGAGGCAGGCCCCAAGCUUUGGGGUCAAACCAAAAAUGGCAGAGGCAGACUUUGGGGACCUGCUUUCCGGACAAGGCUUUGCUGGAAACAAGGAGAAGAAGGGUCCAAAGACGAUCGCAGAGAUGAGGAAGGAGGAGAUGGCCAAGGAGAUGGACCCCGAAAAGCUCAAGAUUCUGGACUGGAUCGAGGGGAAGGAGAGGAACAUCCGGGCCCUUCUGUCUACCAUGCACACGGUGUUGUGGGAGGGUGAGACCCGCUGGAAGCCCGUAGGAAUGGCCGACCUGGUUACACCCGAUCAGGUCAAGAAGGUCUACCGCAAGGCAGUGCUGGUGGUCCAUCCAGACAAAGCUACGGGCCAGCCAUAUGAACAGUAUGCCAAGAUGAUCUUCAUGGAACUGAACGAUGCCUGGUCAGAGUUCGAGAGUCAAGGGCAAAAGGCGCUAUAUUGAAAUUCAGCUUUUGGGUUACCGGCGAACUCCCUUGUGAUGUGAUGCCUGAUUUUUGGUGGUUUUUUUUCCCCUCUCUGUCACAUGGGUUUUGUUGUCACACAUAGACCUUAGAGUGCAGAUUAACCAUGCAGUCUCAGGAAACGUGAGGCUCGCCCAUUCACCUGGUGUCCACAACCCAUCAUGACACAGAAUCGGCAGUGCGAAUAGUCUUCACCCAGAUCAUAAGGGGAGAGGCAGUAUGUGGUGUAUUUUCCCUAGUUUAUGGGUAUUGCAGUGUACGGUCAGGAAUUCUGUUUCUUUGAAACCUUCACGGUAGCAUCAUGAAGCCAAGAAAAUUUUAAUGCUAGCAGUCUCAGAUCCUUUGUGGGGGGUGAUGUUAAUUCCUUUGAAGAAUGGGAGAUUACAUUAGCAUUACGUUUAUAUGACACAUUUGGCCUGUGUUCAUUUGUAUAUAUGUCUUUUUCUGUUUCUUCGCCAUGCAAGCUAAUUGCUAAUUACCAUCCGUUCGCGUCCUUGGAGCAAUUCCUUUAACUGCAUUCAUUUACACGAUGGCACAGAGUCGGCGUUUAGAAGUGGCCAGAUAGCACAGUUGAUGAGAUUCAAAGGAAAGGUGUGAAUAUUUUCCAGCAGUAUUUUUGUAUGUUUAGUGUGUAGACAUGCAUAUUUAAUAUGCAGGAAAUAACUGUUUACAAAAGGUUUGUUUUAAAAUUAAUAUUUAUCAUAAUUAUUUUGUUCUUUUUUUGAGUACAUGUACAGUAUCUUUUCUCCAUGUGUUUUUUUUUUCCAAUCUAUAUUAUCCUCCUAUUUUUCUAUGGGAGAAGACAGACGGUUAGUUGUUCCUGCAAAGCCUUAAUUCACUCAUCAAACGACCUGGUCCAGUUAGGUAAGUGACAUUAUGUCAGACAUUAUUUGCUUCACUCAUUAGCCUGGGUAGCGCCUUAACAUAUUCCCAAGAAACUAAAUUAUGCAAUCUCUGUUUUUCUGCUAAACUAAUAAUUUAAUCUGAUCAGAUAUCAGUCCUGGUGUUUGGACUAAAACAUAGUAACUGGACAUAAUUCCCCCCAAAAACACCCCCAUCCCAGUACAUGCGUCCUGGUAAGGUUUGAUCUUUUCUAAUGGGAACUGGGCCCCAACUCUAACACUCAAUUUAUUUAAAAAUAUUUUUAAGCAACUUCUCUUUAAAACUGUUUUAACAAUAUAUUUAUUAUAAUCAUUGCUGUAAUUUUACUUUCUGUUGUAUAAUUUGUGGUAUUUUUGUGUUUGAAUGUAUUCAGGAUGCAUAUUUGGGUGAACGGAACAUGAUUUGGAUGCAGGUCAUGUGACACAGAUCUGCAUUGCAAAGAUGGCUUCCCUCUUCCUGAUGUACGCUGUAAUGCACAUCCCUGGUUUCUCAUUGCUGUCUGUAGCCAUGGAACAGGAGAAGCCCAGGGUCCAG